Messenger RNA from Talpa occidentalis (Iberian mole), 409 nucleotides. It is a transcript of the gene CCL17, whose product is annotated as C-C motif chemokine ligand 17. Gene Ontology annotation, molecular function: chemokine activity; CCR chemokine receptor binding. Bases 28 to 336 code for a protein of 102 amino acids. Gene Ontology annotation, biological process: neutrophil chemotaxis; G protein-coupled receptor signaling pathway; immune response. Gene Ontology annotation, cellular component: extracellular region. The record is from RefSeq and is a predicted model, not a curated record. The transcript has 3 exons. Lineage: Eukaryota; Metazoa; Chordata; Mammalia; Eulipotyphla; Talpidae.
AGAGACCCUGCCCUGACUCCUGACACCAUGGCCUCCCUCAAGAUGCUGCUCCUGAUCGCCCUCCUCCUGGGGGCUUCUCUGCAGGACACCCAUGCAGCUCGAGCACCCAAUGUGGGCCUGUCAUGCUGCUUCACCUUCAACACACAAGCCAUUCCUCUCAAAAAGCUGGUGGGGUGGUACCGGACCUCAGAAGAGUGUUCCAAGGUGGCCAUCGUGCUUAUAACUGUCCAGGGCAGGAGCAUCUGUUCUGAUCCCAAGGACCCGAAGACGAAGAGGGCUGUCAAAUACUUGCAGAGAGUCGUGAAGCCGCUUGGCUCCCCUGACCGGAAGUCCUGACUGCUCCCCGGACUUAGGGCGGCCAUGCCCCCUACCCCCCCUGAGCUUCUGGGCCAGCAGAGGCCCGAGGAAA